CUGGGACACGUGAUGUAGCUGUCUGCUGUUUGACUUGUCAUUCCUCUCCAAAGAGUUAAGAAAAUGAUAACUGAUUCAGAAGAGAUUGCUGGGAUCUACCAAGAAAUCAGCAAAUUCCCAACUCCACUGAAAGGCUGCAUUGGACCACAAGCUACUUUGAAGCACGGGGGAAAAUACUGUAACAUCUACUCAGAAUGGUCCCAGAGAGAUCUGGAGCGAGCUGAGUGGAUGAAGUUGUGUCGAGGGUAUGUUGUUUUCUAUGAUGAAAAUUCCAUUGCAUACGCUGGCCCUUCAGGAAGAUGUACGGAAUUACAGGGCGAAUUGAUGAAUAGAGAUUCGCCUUCUGGCACUCGGAAAGCUGUCCUCAGGAGGCAUACCAAUAAUAAGGGGGAAGAAAAGCAAUAUCUGGAGAUCUGGAGCAAAACCUCAAAGGACAAGUGCAUAAACCUGACAGUACUUGACAAGCAUGGCAAAGUGUAUGAAGAUGAUCAAUUUGGCUGUCUUGUUUGGUCUCACUCUGAAACUCACAUUCUAUAUGUGGCUGAAAAGAAAAGACCCAAAGUGCAAUCCUUCUUCAAAACUAAACCAGAGCUCAGUAUUGAAGAAAAGGAUGACAGCAUCAAUGACGCAGAAAAUGAUCAGAAACCUCAGGCAGAUCAAUUUCUGUACUUGGAGGACUGGGGUGAAGGUCUGGUGAAUCAGAGCACCCCAGUGCUGUGCAUAUUGGAUAUCGAGACUGGAAACAUUUCUGAGCUUCAGGGGAUUCCUGAACACAUUUCCCCUGGGCAGGCGAUCUGGACCCCUACAGACAGUGGCAUCAUAUUUGUUGGCUGGUGGCACAUACCCUGGCGAUUGGGUUUGAAAUACUGCACCAACCGGAAAUCAGUGCUGUACUAUGUGGACCUAAAGGGGAACGAAUGUUCACAAAUUUCUUCAGGAGUACAUACUGUGCGUUCUCCACGCCUUAGUCUUGACCAUCGUUAUUUAAUUUACCUGGAGGGUGGUGAUGUUAGGACCCACCAUCAGUGUCACAGCUUAUCCUUGUAUAAUUUGGACAAAAAAACAACAACAACUGUGGUGAAGGUUGUGGAUUAUCCAACUGUGGAUGGAUUUACUGGCAUUUACUGCUCUGACCUGGCGCUGAACUGCUGGGCAAGGGAUAGCCAAAGGGUCGUGAUUGACACAGCUCAGAGAAGCAGAAAGGAUCUGAUUGUGGUAAACAUUGCAACAGGAAUUGUGACAACACUCACUACUGAUUCAGAGGUUGGGAGCUGGAUGCUGCUGGACAUUCAACACGACUUGAUGGUAGUUUGUUGUUCAUCCCCUAACUGUCCGCCCACUUUGAAAGUAGGUUUCUUGCCAGCUGAAGGCCAAGAGGAGCGGAUUACUUGGGUGGCACUGGAUGAAACUGAGCCAUUGUCAAGAAUAGAGUGGAAAAUCCUGACUUUGACCCCUCCACCUGAACAGACACAUACCAAUUUCCCUGGCCUCCAGUUUGAAAGCAUCCUGCUCAUACCUGGAAAGAAUAAGAAUGUCAAACCUCCACUUAUUGUAAUUCCACAUGGAGGACCUAACUCGAUCUUUGUUGCCAGUUGGAUGUUGCUGCAUAUUGUUUUUUGUAAGCUAGGAUAUGCAGUACUGCUUGUGAACUACAGAGGAUCAAGUGGCUUUGGACAAGACAGUAUUCGCUCACUGACUGGUAACAUAGGAAUCCAAGAUGUGAAAGAUGUACAGUACGCUGCUGAAAGUCUGUUAAAAGAAGGGGUUGUGGACUCUCAGAAGGUGUUGCUGAUUGGUGGCUCUCACGGAGGCUUUAUUGGCUGUCAUCUGAUUAGCCAAUAUCCUGGUUUCUACAAGGCCUUUGCCACAAGGAAUCCUGUCAUUAAUCUUGCUUCCAAGCUGGGGACAACAGACAUUCCUGACCAUACCAUGGUGCAGGCUGGCUUUGAUUUUGCCCUGGACCAAUUGCCAACUCCUUCUGUACUGACAGCUCUGUUGAGCAAAUCACCUAUCACAAAUGCAUCUCGGGUGACAACUCCAGUUCUGAUUUUGUUAGGUGAAAAAGACAAACGGGUUCACCCAUCGCAAGGCCUUGAGCUGUAUCGUGCACUGAAAGUCAGAGAUGUUCCUGUGCGGUUAUUAUGGUAUCCUGACGACAGCCACUCGCUCUCUAAAGUUGGCACAGAAGUUGAUGUUUUCAUGAAUAUUGCUUUGUGGUUUAACUUUGCACUGGGUAUAACUAAAGCAGCUUGAGACA
Hemiscyllium ocellatum (epaulette shark) is the source of this 2257-nucleotide messenger RNA. RefSeq names its product acylamino-acid-releasing enzyme-like. Lineage: Eukaryota; Metazoa; Chordata; Chondrichthyes; Orectolobiformes; Hemiscylliidae. The coding region runs from base 64 to 2253 and encodes 729 amino acids. Gene Ontology annotation, biological process: proteolysis. Gene Ontology annotation, molecular function: serine-type endopeptidase activity. The record is from RefSeq and is a predicted model, not a curated record. The transcript is spliced from 22 exons.